AAUCAGUGAUGGAUCUUUUCUUCCUGUCUUGCAGAUGAGUAACUCAAAGCCCCAGGAGGAGACGUCACCCACGCAAGGGUGUUUCUAGCCCAGCCAGCUUCAGACCAGGUGCCUGUGAGAGCCCAGGCCAACCGCCUGCUGCACACUUGUCGUGCUGGGGCUCUGGAACCAUGUUUGGAAAGAAGAAGAAGCGGGUGGAGAUUUCGGCCCCAUCCAACUUUGAGCAUCGUGUGCACACGGGCUUCGACCAGCACGAGCAGAAGUUCACAGGGCUGCCCCGCCAGUGGCAGAGCCUGAUUGAAGAGUCAGCACGCCGACCCAAGCCCCUUAUCGACCCUGCCUGCAUCACCUCCAUCCAGCCUGGAGCCUCCAAGACCAUCGUGCGGGGCAGCAAAGGUGUCAAGGAUGGGGCCCUCACGCUGCUGCUGGACGAGUUUGAGAACAUGUCGGUCACGCGCUCCAACUCCCUGCGCAGAGACAGCCCUCCACCACCUGCCCGUGCCCACCAGGAGAACGGAAUGCUGGAGGAGCGGGCAGCCCUGGCCAGAACGCCCCCUGACAAGACUGGAGGCAAAGGCCGGGCCACAGGCCACAGCGAGGCAGGCGGUGGUGACAGACGGCGGGUGGGGCCCGAGAAGAGGCCCAAGGCUUCCAGGGAGGGCCCUGGAGGGCCCCAGGAGGCCUCCCGAGAUAAGCGCCCCCUCUCUGGGCCUGAUGUUAGCACUCCCCAGCCUGCCAAUCUGGCCAGUGGGGCAAAACUAGCAGCUGGCAGACCCUUUAACACAUACCCACGGGCUGACUCGGACCACCCACCCCGAGGUGCCCAGGGGGAGCCACACAGUGUGGCCCCUAAUGGGCCAUCAGCCACGGGCCUGGCUGCCCCUCAGUCUUCAUCUUCCUCCCGGCCUCCCACCCGAGCCCAUGGUGCUCCCAGCCCAGGAGUGCUGGGCCCCCACGCCUCUGAGCCCCAGCUGGCCCCCCCAGCACGUGCUCUUGUGGCACCCCCUGUCCCUGGGCCCCCUGGGCCUCGCUCACCACAGCGGGAGCCCCAGAGAGUGUCCCACGAGCAGUUCCGGGCUGCUCUGCAGCUGGUAGUAGACCCAGGGGACCCCCGUUGCAAUCUAGAUAACUUCAUCAAGAUUGGCGAGGGCUCUACUGGUAUCGUGUGCAUAGCCACUGUGCGCAGCUCAGGCAAACUGGUGGCCGUCAAGAAGAUGGACCUGCGCAAACAGCAAAGACGGGAGCUGCUCUUCAACGAGGUGGUGAUCAUGCGGGACUACCGGCAUGAGAACGUGGUGGAGAUGUACAACAGCUACCUGGUGGGUGACGAGCUCUGGGUGGUCAUGGAGUUCCUGGAGGGAGGCGCCCUCACCGAUAUCGUCACCCACACCAGGAUGAACGAGGAACAGAUUGCUGCUGUGUGCCUGGCGGUGCUCCAAGCGCUGUCUGUGCUCCACGCCCAGGGCGUCAUUCACCGAGACAUCAAGAGUGACUCCAUCUUGCUGACCCAUGAUGGCCGGGUGAAGCUGUCCGACUUCGGGUUCUGUGCCCAGGUGAGCAAGGAGGUGCCAAGGAGGAAGUCGUUGGUGGGCACUCCCUACUGGAUGGCCCCAGAGCUGAUCUCCCGCCUGCCCUACGGGCCAGAGGUGGACAUCUGGUCAUUGGGGGUGAUGGUGAUCGAGAUGGUGGAUGGAGAACCCCCCUACUUCAACGAGCCACCCCUCAAAGCCAUGAAGAUGAUUCGGGACAACUUGCCACCCCGACUAAAGAACCUGCACAAGGCAUCACCAUCUCUGAAAGGCUUCCUGGACCGCCUGCUGGUGCGAGACCCAGCCCAGCGGGCUACUGCUGCUGAGCUCCUGAAGCACCCGUUUCUCACCAAGGCAGGGCCACCGGCCAGCAUCGUACCCCUCAUGCGCCAGCACCGGACCAGAUGAGCUGGAGCCUGGUUCUAAACCAAAGAGCCCUGGGCCACCCUGCCCAGCACAGGCCAGUAGGGGGCCGACCCACUCCCACAGCCUUCGAGACACUGGGGAAACCACCAUUACUGUGCCGGGGGCUUCCUGGGACCCAGCUACUGAACUCCGGUUUUG
Cricetulus griseus (Chinese hamster) is the source of this 2093-nucleotide messenger RNA. Lineage: Eukaryota; Metazoa; Chordata; Mammalia; Rodentia; Cricetidae. The record is from RefSeq and is a predicted model, not a curated record.